AUGCGCACGGGCAGCUACGCAGACUUUAAGCGCCACCAGCUCGUGUAUGGGUCUGACUCGAGACGGGAGUUCGUGCCGAUACCGCUACCACCUAGUCUGUGUCGAGACCAAACAGAGGCCGUCGCGCUCGAGAAGAUGCUUGCCGCCGAGCGGGCUGAGGCCAAGGCCGCGGCGCAUGCCCGCCACCAGCAAGCGGCGAUCGCAGUGGAAGCGCGACUGCUUCGGCGCCGCGCUGCCCUCGGCGUCCUCCAGCGGUGGUGUCGACGAUGGUUGCACGCCUUGCAUGCGCGCCAGUGUCGCAUGGCCGCCCGCAUCGCGCGCUGGUACCGCCAAGAAGCCUCCCGCCGCCGCGCCGCGCUGCAUGAGCUGUGCCUGCGCUUGGAGGCCAUGCGAGGCAGCUACAGCGCACCUGGUAGCCGCAAAGUUGAAGCGCGCGUGUGGCCGGCGGCGGCUGAGCGCACCUUGACGUUGCAGGUGCUUUCACUGCGUCACCUGGUGUCGCCGAUCCCGCCCUUGGCCUGUCUGCACAGCUCCAUGCAUGUCGAGAUGCAGCUGCUCCAUAAAAGCACGGGCGAGCGCACGAGCUACAGCAUGCAUCCCGUCAUGUACUCCGAGUCGACCGUCGAGUGGAGUUGUGAGAACGCGGUGGUCGUUGUCGCCGACGACAUCAACGACUGGGUCGGGUCGGUCAAGGUGCUGCACGUGACGCUCGAUGGCCCACCGCGCACCAUUGGCCACGUCCAAGUCCCCGUCGACUUGCUCAACAGCCCGCUCGCCACGUCCCUCCAUUGCCUCCGGCGCUGGUUUCCGCUGGAGAAAAUGGCGCCCAAGGACUUGGUGCGCGGCGAAGUGCGUAUCGAGCUAACGUACGCCGCACCGGUUUCGAGUCCCGAGCCGUCGCCCUUGGCGGUGCCCAAGAAGCCGGUGAAACCCAAGUCGCCGACGCGGAAAGUGAGGCGAAUACCGCCGACGUCCCCUCCACUGCGCAGUCCGCUCAAAGGGACGCGGGUCGUCGACGCGCCUCCGCCACCGGACGUGGGAGGAGCAAGCAUGCCGCCCCCCGCGCCUCGUGCCAAGCAGCCGUACCUCAAGCGCAAGCCGUACAAGGUCCAGUUUGAGCAGCUCGACUGGUCCAACGUCGGCGCGAAAACCAACAGCAACUUGGCCAAACCCAAACGCACCAAGCCAGCACACACUGAGAAGCCGUCCAACAACUGCGCGCCGGGUCUGAACCUGGAGCUCCAGAGCUUAGCGACGACGUCGGCCGUGAACCCGUCCAACAUGAAGCUGGAGCUGAUGCAGCUCAAGCAAAAGACCGAGCUGCAGACGAUCUUCCAUCUGGUGCCGUCCAAGAAGGCUCCCGGACGCAUCCCAACACUGUCCAAGAGCCAGAUCCAGCAGGUGCAGGGCCUUCCCACUGCUCAGUAUGCAGCGCUUGUUGCGACGCUCGACCGUGACUACGGGCAGCUCAAGCAGCAAUGGCAGGAUAACAUGGCCAAGCUCUAG
This is a messenger RNA of Saprolegnia diclina VS20, 1506 nucleotides long. RefSeq lists its product as hypothetical. NCBI's taxonomy places the organism in Eukaryota, Oomycota, Saprolegniomycetes, Saprolegniales, Saprolegniaceae. The transcript has 6 exons. The record is from RefSeq and is a predicted model, not a curated record. Bases 1 to 1506 code for a protein of 501 amino acids.